AUGACCCUUGUGAAUCUCAAUCAGAACCAAGGAGAGUCAUUAAUAGAUUUUGUGGCUAGAUUUAAUAUGGAGGCAUUGAGCAAUGAGAAUCUUGAUCAGAGUAUUGCCAUGGUGGCCUUUCAGAAUGCCUUGAGGGUUGGUCCUUUUACCCAAUCACUGGCUAAGAGGCCUCCCCAGACGUUCACGGAGAUCCUAAGCCGAGCCACCAAGUACAUUAAUGCCGAGGAGGUAAUGCGGGCCAAGAGAAUUGAAUACUCGAAUAAGAAAGAGAAGAAAAGUCAGAAUAUGGAGCAGAAGCUGGAAGAUAAACCAGGUCUUCGGGGGGAAAGGUCGGGCCCCCGAUGGAGUCCAGUCAGGUUCACCCUGCUUAAUACUCCUCGGGCAGAGAUCCUAGCUACAAUUGAGAAUAAGGAUUACUUGAAAAAAUCGAGACCUAUGAAGGCCCCGGCUAACAAAAGAAGUAAAUACAAGUAUUGUCAAUUCCAUCGAGAUCAUGGACAUGACACGGAGGAGUGCCAUCAGCUGAAAAAUGAGAUUCAGGAGCUCAUCAAUCGGGGUUUCCUAAGGAGAUUCAUGGCUAAGGAUACUGAGCCACAAAGGGGUGAACGUCGGAGAUCAAGGAGCCCUCCCCGUAAAUGUGGUAAGGAGUCGGGAGAAAGUUCUGAUCUGUAUCGACACGUUGGAGUCAAGAGGGCUCGACUAGGGGACAUUAUCUCCUUUACAGACGACGACUUGCCCGGGUAUCUGAUUUCUAAUGAUCCACUGGUCAUCACAGCGAAGUUGGGAAGAUGGGAGCUUUGGCGGAUCCUCGUGGACCCGGGGAGCUCCUCCGAGGUUUUAUAUCGACAGGCCUUCUUGGGCAUGGGAUACAAGAUGGAACAGUUGAAGCCAGCUCAGGUCCCUUUAAUUGGAUUCGACGGGGAAGUGGUAUAUGCAGACAGUAUGUUUCAGCUCUUGUUAACUCUGGGAGAGGGUUCUCGGUCUGCCCAGGUCAUGUUAGACAUUUUGGUAGCAGAGGUCCCCUCGGCCUAUAAUAUGAUCUUGGGGAGAUCGGGGUUAAAUGCUCUAUGGGCCGUGCCGAGCACUUACCACAUGGUGCUUAAGUUCACUACUACUGCGGGGAUUGGCGAAGUCAGAGGAGACCCAAAGUCCGCCUGGGAGUGCUACAUGGCAUCCAUCAACAUUGCUAGGGGUAUCGUGCAGGAGCGGUCAGGGGUUUACCCCAAGGAAUUUGGAGCUGAGUAUUUUUCCCAAUAA
This is a messenger RNA of Diospyros lotus (date-plum), 1257 nucleotides long. RefSeq lists its product as uncharacterized. NCBI's taxonomy places the organism in Eukaryota, Viridiplantae, Streptophyta, Magnoliopsida, Ericales, Ebenaceae. The coding region runs from base 1 to 1257 and encodes 418 amino acids. The transcript has 2 exons. The record is from RefSeq and is a predicted model, not a curated record.